AUGUUUCAAUCGGGUGUGCAGGCUGCCUCUUCCAACACCGAGAGCAGCCCUCCAGCCAAGUCACAGACGUCAGAUGUUUGGCCUCAAGGUCCGCCAGGUGGAGGGAAGACAGCAUCAGUUGAGGGUCUCGAAGCCUUGCUGCUCUUGAAGCGCCAAGCGCCAGAACUCUACGAGGAGAUGGACCACCUCCUUUCUGAGCUCUCGAAGCCAAUGGCCCGUGAGGCACAGGUCGCCUGCAUUUUGGCGCUCCAACGUUGCACCGAGAGCGCUCGCUUUGCGCGAGAGGCUGCGGAAGGCGCAGAUGAUGAAUUGAGUGACUUGGGCACAGAGUCCGCUUUGAGCCUCUCACUCGUCGUGGAAGAGGAUCUACGUGACGAGGCUCCACCCUCAGAUUGGUGCAGACAGAGCUAG
Molecule: messenger RNA, 411 nt
Organism: Durusdinium trenchii
Lineage: Eukaryota; Dinophyceae; Suessiales; Symbiodiniaceae
Source: the annotation of a GenBank genome assembly